AUUCAGGGGAGCACACACUUUCUGGAGCUGCUGCCUGCAACAACUGCGGAAAAAAACAAAAGUCGUAUAUAAUGGAAGCAAAGUCGUAAUUAUAAAGUGAUGUACGCGUGUCAGAUGUUUAGAUAAACGCAUGGCAAAACGGUGGACACUUUUCUUUGAUUAUUUUGAGUUUGAAAUGUUAAGGAAAUCAAUCACCCCAUGUCUUGAGCCACUACGCCGGUUGUGCACAGUCUACGGUGGCGAAGGGCUGGCGUAAUUAGGCCAGCAAUUGGCCUAGUCAAGUGCAUCCCAAAGUGUCAGAUAUAGCUUGCUGAAUUACUUUUGUCAACAAACGUCGUUGACGUCCCUGAUAUGGCAAUUGAAAGUUGCUGUUUGCAAAUUGUGGCUACUACUAGCCAUUGUUACUCAUCGACUUUUUAGCUAACGUUAGCAAACUGCCUUACUAGCUGGCUAGCUAGCUCAGCUACCAUCUGGCUAUGUUGGACUGAGCUAGCUAGCUAGCCAGCUAACACAGCUUGCGAGUUUCAGUUUUUAAACUAUAUUUAUUAACGUUUUAGGUCCGCCAGUGUCUUGGCAAGUUGUGUCAUGUAAUAAUAUUUUUAUGAUUCUUUGAGUGCGCGUGUCUAGCAUGUUUUAGCGAUUUUUUUAUUUUAUUUUAACAUCUUGGUUUUAAUGAAUAGCUAGUUAGCCAGUUAGCAAUGUCUCUGCCAUCCGCCGAUAUGAUCGAAACUCCCCCUGGAUAUCCCUUUGAAGAAAUAGAUUAUGUGGAUAUUGAAGUUGAGGAGGUCGUGGGGAGAGGUGCAUUUGGUGUUGUCUGCAAGGCCAAAUGGAAAGGCAAAGACGUCGCAAUCAAGACAAUAGAGAGUGAAUCUGAAAGGAAAGCGUUCAUAGUUGAGCUGCGACAACUUUCGCGUGUGAAUCACCCCAACAUUGUGAAGUUGUAUGGCUCAUGCAAUAAUCCGGUCUGCCUGGUGAUGGAAUAUGCUGAAGGGGGGUCUCUGUACAAUGUGCUGCAUGGUACUGAACCCCUCCCCUAUUACACUGCUUCCCAUGCCAUGAGCUGGUGUUUUCAGUGUUCCCAAGGGGUCGCCUAUCUCCAUGGCAUGAAACCAAAGGCUCUCAUUCACAGGGACCUCAAGCCACCCAACCUGCUCCUUGUUGCCGGUGGCACCGUGCUGAAGAUAUGUGACUUUGGGACAGCGUGUGACAUUCAGACACACAUGACCAACAACAAAGGAAGUGCUGCUUGGAUGGCCCCAGAGGUGUUUGAAGGCAGCAAUUACAGCGAGAAGUGUGAUGUGUUCAGCUGGGGCAUCAUUCUCUGGGAGGUGAUCACACGCAGGAAGCCCUUUGAUGAGAUCGGGGGGCCGGCCUUCCGCAUCAUGUGGGCUGUGCAUAAUGGCACCCGCCCACCGCUCAUCAAGAGCCUUCCCAAACCCAUUGAGAGCCUGAUGACCCGCUGCUGGUCUAAAGACCCCUCCCAGAGGCCCUCCAUGGAGGAGAUAGUCAAGAUCAUGACUCAUCUUAUGCGAUGCUUCCCAGGAUCUGAUGAACCCUUGCAAUACCCGUACCAGUAUUCAGAUGAAGGACAGAGUAGCUCUGCCACCAGUACAGGUUCCUAUGUGGAUAACACUUGCACCAGCAACAAGAGUGACACAACCAUGGAGCAUGAGGACUCUCAAGGGAGCAACGACACCAUCAACAUCACACCUCAGUUUGCACAUCAGUUCAGGCCAAAGGUUGACCCGUUGCGGAGCCUGCCUCUGUCCAGAGGGGGCAGUGUGGAGAGCCUGUCGGGGCGAAACCACAGCCUGCUGUCCUCAGAGAGCAAGAGAAUGAGCGCAGACCUGUCAGAGCUGGAGCACAGGGUGCCUUUCGCUCCCGCAGCACGUCCCCAGUAUAAACGAGGCCACCGUAAAACGGCAUCAUUUGGCACCAUUCUGGACGUUCCCAAGAUCGUCGUCACAGCCACCUGUGAGGCACAGAGACGUAGAUCUGUACAGGACCUCCCGGGAGUCGGCACAGAGUCCAGCCAGGGGAGCCGGAACAGCAGCAGGUCCUCCAGUCCAAGUGUGAGGAUGAUGCCGCCUGAUAAGACCAGCAGCAGAGGGUACAGUUUCUCUCCCGAUGACCCCACAGAUACCAACGGCUCAGACAACUCCAUUCCCAUGGCAUAUCUCACUCUGGACCACCAGCUGCAGCCCCUCGCUCCUUGCCCAAACUCCAAAGAGUCCAUGGCUGUGUUUGAGCAGCACUGUAAAAUGGCCCAGGAGUACCUGAAAGUGCAGACAGAAAUUGCCUUGCUGAUCCAGAGAAGGAAGGAGUUGAUCGCUGAACUGGACCAAGAUGAGAAGGACCAGCAGAACACGUCCCGCCUGGUCCAGGAGCACAAGAAGCUGCAGGAGGAGAAUAAGUCUCUGUCUACCUACUACCAGAAGUGCAAAAAGCAGCUGGAACUGAUCCGCGCCCAACAACCGAAGAGACAGGGCACCUCAUGAUGAGCCACAAGCUGGCCCCUACCUGGAUCAUGCUGCAGAGACACACAAACAAAAUGUCCCCAUGUCAUAUCACCUGCUCUCGUCCUCUUCCUCUCCUCUACUGUCCUGGGUCACCUGUAGUCUGGUCUGAAACCCAAAUCUCUCCUCCUCCCUCUGCCCCAUGACAACUAUGAUCUCAGCCUAUGUGCCCCCUCCCACUAGCGUCUGGGCCCUGUAGGUUCCAGUGGAUCUUGUUUUACCUUGUACUGUAAAGAGACCUGUGUUUUACUGUAUACCUGCAUGUUGCGUCAUAGACACACUGCUGAUUAACAUGGAAUGGACAAUGAGGUGUGCACUCAAGCAGGCUGUUAUGGAAAGUCUCUCUCUCUGUGUCUAUACGUUUGCACAUGUUUACAGUAUAUUCUUUGAUAGCAGACCAAAACAAUCAGCAUCCAUCUACCCUCUCUGUCCAUAAAGAGCUGUUAUCCCGAGGUUGUGAUUUCCCUAGGUUCAGUGAACACAGAGGGCAGAGGGGUGGGCUUCUAGCCCUCGAUGGUCAGCCAUCCUUUGGGUCAGGAAGGAUGCUUCUUGAGGUGUGAGUACUGUACAGUAAACUGCUAUUGCCUUGUGUUCCACUGAGCCUGAUGGGAGGGGAGGCCAGUGAGGGGUAUGAAAUAUGUUUGUCUCUAUUGUUCUCAGGGCCCCUCGGACCCUCCCCUGGGCUGCCUGGUCAGUGUGUGGCCUCCCCUCCUCACAUUGGUUAGUCUGACCCUGACCUGUGUCCUUGAGAAUGUGAAAAACAAAGAUGGUCUAGACAAAAAGUGUGAAUUACAUUCAGAAUUUUGUGUUUUUAAUUAAUUACGAGCAGAAUGUAUUUCAGACUGUUUGAUCACUAAGUUCUAAGUGUGUUUUUUUACCCUCUAAUGAAAAAAUUGCCACCCUUGUAUCCAUAUAAUGUAGACGUCUCUGUUCUUGCCCCUAGUUUUUAUGGCAGCGUGACCCAUUACAGAAGAAAUCCACCACAACCUGACAACCUAUCUGAAAGUAUUUAAUGUAGGUUGCAUUCAUUUUAACGAGGGAUGUAUUUUAGAUAUGCCUUGUACAUCCAGGAUGUGUUUGUGGAUAAAAAAGGAAUGCCUUGGCUUGUUAAAGUACCUGUAUAGAAACGUGGGUUGGGUCUCAAACAGAGAUGCAAUAUUUAUAGUCUGCUUUCAACAACAAAAGCAAAAUAUGAGACUUAUUUUCUCAACCUGCUUAAGUAAAAUAAACUAUGUAUGAGGUUUAUUGUGACUUCAGUAUUUUAUGUUUGUUUGUUUCUUUCUUUUUAUUCUAUAGUUUUACUUUGUAUAAGUAAGACACUGUUUUUGUGCUAAGAAUUAUACUUUUAUCUGGUAUGGGAAUAUAUAAAAGAAUGAGAGACCUAUCCCUCUCCUAAAUGUUUGUUUUUAGUUCACAUGUUGCCUUAGAAUUUGAUUGCUAGCUUUUGAAGUACUUGACUUGUUUUUCUUUGCUUUAUUGAGGGGGGAGAAGUUGUUCAAUUGCGCCUCAUUUUAAUGUAGUCAGUGAGAAUGAUGUGACUGUGUUUUGGGGGAGGAUUGUAUAUUAUGCUAAUGUUUCCCAGGAGGCUGAUUGUCUGGUCAAAUGAAUGAUGUUAAUAUGCUGCAAAGGAAAUCAUGAUGAAAUCUGUCACUGCUUUUCCCAAUGAAUAGAAUUCAUCCCAGUAGCUUUAAGUAUCCAUGCAAAAAGAAAGUUGAUAAAAUAACUAUACUUAAAAGGAGAAAUAAUCUUACUUUAAAAAGUUGUCUUGCUGUUUCAUUUGAGCAGACCUGUCUUAGGUACAGUCCUUCAAAUAUUUUGCACAAUCUGAUUUUACUGAUCACAUGUAACGAACAGUUUGGUUCUGGUACUUUGAAAUACACAUUCUGAUGUACGAGAGAUGAUAGGUGAAAUUGUGGGUUCAUUUGCUGCAGUGAGUGUAUAUACCUAGUUUUUCAGUUUAAAGUUAUGUUCACUAUAUCGUUUCAUUUACCAUUUAUAAAAUGUUUCUUAAGCUAUUGGGAACAGGUAUGUGCCUAGGAGGGAGGCAUCAUUAAAUAAACUAAACAGGGACAAAUUGUA
Molecule: messenger RNA, 4595 nt
Organism: Coregonus clupeaformis (lake whitefish)
Lineage: Eukaryota; Metazoa; Chordata; Actinopteri; Salmoniformes; Salmonidae
Product: mitogen-activated protein kinase kinase kinase 7-like
Exons: 17
Coding region: 699-2498 (599 amino acids)
Biological process (GO): protein phosphorylation; JNK cascade; positive regulation of canonical NF-kappaB signal transduction
Molecular function (GO): magnesium ion binding; MAP kinase kinase kinase activity; ATP binding
Source: RefSeq, a predicted model, not a curated record